AUGAGCAGUGAUGCUGAGAUGGCCCAGUAUGGGCCAGCGGCCGUCUUUCUCCGCAAACCGGAGAAGGAGAGAAUCGAGGCUCAGAACCGCCCAUUUGAUGCCAGAACUGCCUGCUUUGUACCCGACGCCAAGGAGCUGUACAUCAAAGGCCUCAUUCAGAACAAAGAAGAUGGCAAAGUCACGGUGAAGACUGCAGCUGAUGAGAUUGUAACCGUGAAGGAGGAGGACUGCCAUCCCAUGAAUCCCCCGAAGUACGACAAGAUUGAGGACAUGGCCAUGAUGACGCACCUCAACGAGCCCUCUGUGCUGUUUAACCUCAAAGAUCGUUAUGCAGCGUGGAUGAUUUAUACGUACUCUGGGCUCUUCUGUGUCACUGUGAACCCGUACAAGUGGCUGCCGGUGUAUGACCCGAAGGUGGUGGCGGCCUACAGAGGGAAGAAGCGCAUGGAGGCCCCGCCUCAUAUUUUCUCUGUCUCUGAUAACGCAUAUCAAAAUAUGCUUACAGAUCGUGAGAACCAGUCUGUCCUGAUUACCGGAGAAUCCGGUGCAGGAAAGACUGUGAACACAAAACGUGUCAUCCAGUACUUUGCGACAAUCGCAGUGGCUGGAGGCGACAAGAAAGAGCACUCUUCUGGCAAAAUACAGGGGACGCUGGAAGAUCAAAUCAUUUCAGCGAAUCCUCUGCUAGAGGCUUUUGGGAAUGCCAAGACUGUGAGAAAUGACAACUCCUCACGAUUUGGUAAAUUUAUCAGAAUUCACUUUGGAACCACAGGAAAACUGGCUUCCGCAGAUAUUGAAACGUAUUUGCUGGAAAAGUCAAGAGUGACAUUCCAGUUGUCUGAAGAGAGGAGCUACCACAUCUUCUAUCAGAUAAUGACCGGCCACAAAGCAGAGCUCAUAGAAAUGCUUCUCAUAACAACAAACCCGUAUGACUUCCCGAUGAUCAGUCAGGGGCAGAUCACUGUGGCGAGCAUUGACGACAAAGAAGAGCUGGUGGCCACAGAUACUGCCACUGAUGUUCUGGGCUUCACCAAUGAAGAAAAACUAUCCAUCUACAAGCUGACUGGAGCUGUGAUGCAUUAUGGGAACAUGAAGUUCAAGCAGAAGCAGCGGGAGGAGCAGGCGGAGCCCGACGGCACCGAGGUGGCAGACAAAGUUGCUUUCCUCAUGGGCCUGAAUGCUGCAGACUUGGUGAAAGGACUUUGUUACCCCAGAGUGAAAGUCGGGAACGAGUACGUCACCAAAGGACAGACGGUCCCACAGGUCACCAAUUCAGUUGGUGCUCUGGCGAAGUCCGUCUACGAGAAGAUGUUCUUAUGGAUGGUGAUACGUAUCAACGAGAUGCUGGACACGAAGCAGCCGAGGCAGUUCUUCAUCGGGGUGUUGGACAUCGCUGGAUUUGAAAUAUUUGAUUACAACAGCAUGGAGCAACUGUGCAUCAACUUCACCAACGAGAAGCUGCAACAGUUUUUCAACCACCACAUGUUCGUGUUGGAGCAAGAGGAGUACAAGAAGGAAGGGAUUGACUGGGAGUUCAUUGACUUCGGCAUGGACCUGGCCGCCUGCAUUGAGCUUAUUGAAAAGCCAAUGGGGAUCUUCUCCAUCCUGGAAGAGGAGUGCAUGUUCCCAAAGGCCUCAGACACUUCUUUUAAGAACAAACUGUACGACCAACAUCUUGGAAAAAACAACGCUUUCCAAAAGCCGAAGGUCGUCAAAGGGAAACCCGAGGCUCACUUUACUCUAGUGCACUACGCCGGCAUGGUGGACUACAACAUCAGUGGCUGGCUGGAGAAGAACAAAGACCCUCUGAACGAGUCGGUGGUGCAACUUUACCAGAAGUCGUCAACCAAACUGCUGCAGUACUUAUAUGCUUCAUUUUCUGGCACUGAUGCAGAAUCGGGUGGAGACGCUGGUGGCAAAGGUGCAAAGAAAGGAGCGAAGAAGAAAGGCGGCUCGUUUCAGACGGUGUCUGCUGUUUUCAGGGAAAAUCUCGGAAAACUGAUGACCAACUUGAGGAGCACCCAUCCUCACUUUGUGCGCUGCCUGAUUCCAAAUGAGAUCAAAACACCAGGUAUCAUGGACAACCACCUGGUGAUCCACCAGCUGCGCUGUAACGGCGUGCUGGAGGGAAUCAGGAUCUGCAGGAAGGGAUUCCCCAGCAGGAUUAUUUAUGCAGACUUCAAGCAGAGAUACAAGAUCCUGAAUGCCAGUGCCAUCCCUGAGGGACAGUUCAUCGACGGAAAGAAAGCUGCUGAGAAGCUUCUCGGUUCAAUCGACAUUGACCACACGCAGUACAGAUUUGGAGCCACAAAGGUUUUCUUCAAAGCCGGGUUACUCGGCACUCUGGAGGAGCUGCGAGAUGAGAAACUGGUUUCUCUGGUGACACAGACUCAGGCCGUGUGUCGCGGUUAUCUCAUGAGGAAAGAAUUCUCCAAUCUAAUCGCUCAAAAAGACUGCGUCUGGAUCCUGCAGUACAACCUGCGAGCCUUCAUGAACGUGAAGCACUGGCCCUGGAUGAAGCUCUUCUUUAAGAUAAAGCCGCUUCUGAAGAGCGCCGAGACGGAGAAGGAGAUGGCCACCAUGAAGGAGGACUUCGUCAAAUGUAAAGAGGAUCUGGUGAAGUCGGAUUCCAAGAGGAAGGAGCUGGAGGAGAAGAUGGUUUCUCUGCUGCAGGAGAAGAAUAAUCUCCUUCUGCAAGUUCAAUCUGACUCAGAAAAUCUGUGUGAUGCAGAAGAGCGAUGCGAAGGCCUGAUCAAGAGCAAAAUCCAGCUGGAGGCCAAACUUAAAGAGGUGACGGAGCGGCUGGAGGACGAGGAGGACAUGAACGCCGAGCUGACCGCCAAGAAGAGAAAGCUGGAAGACGAAUGCUCCGAACUGAAGAAAGACAUCGAUGACCUGGAGAUAACUCUGGCCAAAGUGGAGAAGGAGAAGCACGCCACCGAGAACAAGGUUAAGAACCUGAUGGAGGAGCUGGCUGCUCAGGACGAAAACAUCGGCAAGCUAACCAAAGAAAAGCGAGCCCUGCAGGAGGCUCAUCAGCAGGCGCUGGAUGACCUGCAGGCCGAGGAGGACAAAGUGAACUCUCUGACCAAAGCCAAGGUCAAACUGGAGCAGCAAGUGGACGACCUGGAGGGUUCACUGGAGCAAGAGAAGAAGAUCCGCAUGGACAUGGAGCGAGCCAAGAGGAAGCUCGAAGGGGACCUGAAACUCACUCAAGAAUCCCUGAUGGACCUGGAAAAUGACAAACAGCAAUCUGAGGAGAAGAUUAAGAAGAAAGAGUUUGAAAACAAUGAGCUGGUCAGCAAAGUUGCAGACGAGCAGGCGAUCAACAACCAGCUGCAGAAGAAGAUGAAGGAGCUCCACGCUCGUAUCGAGGAGCUGGAGGAGGAGGUCGAGGCCGAGCGAGCCGUCCGAGCGAAGAUCGAGAAGCAGCGCUCCGACCUCUCCCGGGAGAUCGAGGAGAUCAGCGAGCGGCUGGAGGAGGCCGGAGGAGCCACGGCAGCGCAGGUGGAGAUGAACAAGAAGCGCGAGGCCGAGUUCCUUAAGCUGCGGCGCGACCUGGAGGAGUCAACGCUGCACCACGAGGCCACAGCCGCCGCGCUGCGCAAGAAGCAGGCGGACAGCAUGGCCGAGCUCGGAGAGCAGAUCGACAACCUGCAGAGGAUCAAACAGAAGCUGGAGAAGGAGAAGAGCGAGAUGAAGAUGGAGAACGACGACCUGUCCGUUAACAUGGAGACAGUCGCAAAAACAAAGGUCAACCUGGAGAAGACGUGUCGCUCUCUUGAAGAUCAACUUUUGGAGUUAAAGACGAAGAAUGAUGAAAACACACGACAAAUCUCUGACCUGACCAAUCAGAGGGCUCGAUUCCAAACUGAGAAUGCUGAAUAUUCCAGACAAAUGGAAGAGAGAGAGAGUUUGAUCUCUCAGCUGACGAGAGGGAAACAGGGAUUCACGACUCAGAUCGACGAGUUAAAGAGACUCAUCGAGGAGGAGACAAAGGCGAAGAACGCGCUGGCUCACAGUCUGCAGUCGGCACGCCACGACUGUGACCUGCUCCGCGAGCAGUUUGAGGAGGAGCAGGAGGCGAAGGCCGAGCUGCAGCGAAGUCUGUCCAAAGCAAACACGGAGGUCGCUCUGUGGAGGAACAAAUACGAGACGGACGCCAUCCAACGCACCGAGGAGCUCGAGGAGGCAAAGAAAAAGCUGGCUCAGCGUCUCCAGGAGGCCGAGGAACAGAUCGAGGCGGUGAACUCGAAGUGCGCCUCACUGGAGAAAACCAAGCAGCGACUCCAGAACGAGAUGGAGGAUCUGAUGGUGGACGUGGAGCGAUCCAACAGCUUAGCAGCCACGCUGGACAAGAAGCAGAGGAACUUUGACAAGAUUCUGGCCGAGUGGAAGCAGAAGUUCGACGAGUGUCAGGCGGAGCUGGAGAGCUCUCAGAAAGAGUCUCGCUCUCUGAGCACUGAGCUCUUCAAGCUGAAGAACUCCUAUGAGGAGGCGCUGGAUCACCUGGAGACCAUGAAGCGGGAGAAUAAAAACCUGCAGCAGGAGAUCUCAGACCUGACGGAGCAGCUCGGGGAGGGCGGGAAGACGAUUCACGAGCUGGAGAAGUUCAAGAAGCAGGUGGAGACGGAAAAAUACGACAUGCAGACGUCUCUGGAGGAAGCUGAGGCCUCCCUGGAACAAGAGGAGUCGAAGAUCCUGCGCGCACAGAUGGAGCUGAACAUGGUGAAGGCCGAGGUCGACCGGAAGGUGGCGGAGAAGGACGAGGAAAUCGACCAGCUGAAGAGGAACAGCCAGCGGGUGAUGGAGUCCAUGCAGGCCACGCUGGACGCAGAGGUGCGCAGCAGGAACGACGCACUGAGGGUGAAGAAGAAGAUGGAGGGAGACCUGAACGAGAUGGAGAUCCAGCUGAGUCACGCCAACAGGCAGGCGGCCGAGUCCCAGAAACAGCUGAGGAACCUGCAGGGACAGCUCAAGGAUGCCCAGAUCCACCUGGACGAUUCGGUCAGAGGGCAGGACGACAUGAAGGAGCAGGUGGGCAUGAUGGAGCGCCGCACGGUGCUGAUGCAGGCGGAGAUCGAAGAGCUUCGAGCCGUCGUGGAACAAACGGAGCGCAGCCGAAAGACCGCCGAGCAGGAGCUGGUGGACGCCAGCGAGCGUGCAGGACUCCUACACUCUCAGAACACCAGUCUUCUAAACACCAAGAAGAAGCUGGAUUCAGACGUAACUCAGCUUCACACGGAGAUAGAAGAAGCUGUUCAGGAGGCGAGGAACGCCGAGGAGAAGGCCAAGAAAGCCAUCACUGACGCUGCCAUGAUGGCCGAGGAGCUGAGGAAGGAGCAGGACACCAGCGCUCACCUGGAGAGGAUGAAGAAGAACCUGGAGGUGACGGUCAAAGACCUGCAGCACCGACUGGACGAGGCGGAGAACCUCGCCAUGAAAGGCGGGAAGAAGCAGCUGCAGAAGCUGGAGGCUCGGGUCCGUGAGCUGGAUAACGAGCUGGAAGCUGAGCAGAAACGAUCAUCGGAGGCCAUCAAAGGAGUCCGUAAAUACGAGAGGAAAGUCAAAGAGCUGACCUAUCAGACUGAGGAAGACAAGAAAAAUAACAUCCGGCUGCAGGAUUUAGUCGACAAGCUGCAGAUCAAAAUGAAGGCUUACAAACGACAUGCAGAAGAAGCUGAGGAGCAGUGUAACGUGCACAUAGCCAGAUUAAGGAAGGCUCAACACGAGCUGGAGGAGGCCGAGGAGAGAGCCGACGUGGCCGAAUCUCUGGCCAAUAAAAUGCGAUUAAAGAGCCGAGAGAUUGGGACGAAGGCUCCUGAAGGACAGGGCGAGUAGCUAAAUGUCUGAACACCAGCGGAGAAAACUGUGCACGACACAAGUGUUUCAGAGCAAAAUAUAUAAUAGUAAACAUAUUAAUAGCAUAGCAUGUUACACAUAUAUACACAAAAGUACAUCUACUAAAAAACAUCAACUAACAUCAAACGUCAAAUAACCCGAAUAUGAUUUCUCACUUUCUUCUCUGGGCUUCUGUAGAAAUUACAUUAAAUAUCCUGUUAGAUAACUGACAAAAUAAUAAUGUUUUUGUUUAUCUGUCCAGUUGUUUUUCAAUGCUACAUUUAUGAAUAAUUCUCCGUUGUUGUAUACAAGCAGUUUAUUAUUAAUUUUGCAUUAUGUUUCAGCUCCAGCUUCACUGUGUCACAGUUAGAUUCAGUAAUAUAAUUAUUUCUCAUUUUUUCUGGGUAUAUUUAAUAUAAAAGCACAAUAAAUAAACUGGCAAGAUAUGUUUGAAAUUUAUUUCCAGGUUUUCAAGGCCAGGUUGUGAGGAGGAUCCAGUUUUAAAACCUUCAAUUAUUCAUAUAUUUUAUUGUGCUCAGAUGUGACAUAUUCCUAAAUGUUUGCCUGAAUAUUUGCAGCACAGGAACACUGAACAUGUUACAGAGAGAGUGGGAGGAACAGUGGGAGGUUACUGAGGGUCCAGCAGCUCAUUUUCACCCUGAGGCACCUGAGUGUCUUCAUCUUUAAACAUUAUAUUUAAUAUUUAAUAUCUAUGUUUCAUUCAUCCUCCUUCAGUCAUCAUCAUAUCCCAUUUUCAAAUCCAUGUCGUCCUUUUCAAAUAUCUUUCACCUGUCAUGGUUUAGCUUCUUGUCUUUGCUGUUUGUUUUUAGUUUUAGAGCUGAAAUAAAUGCUUG
Messenger RNA from Centropristis striata (black sea bass), 6695 nucleotides. Its product is annotated as myosin heavy chain, fast skeletal muscle-like. Gene Ontology annotation, molecular function: cytoskeletal motor activity; actin filament binding; ATP binding. NCBI's taxonomy places the organism in Eukaryota, Metazoa, Chordata, Actinopteri, Perciformes, Serranidae. Gene Ontology annotation, cellular component: myosin complex. Bases 1 to 5841 code for a protein of 1946 amino acids. The record is from RefSeq and is a predicted model, not a curated record. The transcript is spliced from 39 exons.